AUGAGUUCCGGCACCGAGACCGAGCUUGUUUUAUACCACAUGAAUGGGUCGCGCUCAACUCGGGCGAUUUGGCUGUAUGAAGAGCUCCAAGCAAUCUACGAGAACCUGCCACCGAUGCGUGUUCAUGUCUUUGAUCCAGCCACCUUCCGCAAGGACAAGCCAGAGUGGUACUUGAAGCUCAACCCAAACGGCAAAGUUCCUGCGCUGCAGCAUGGAAGUACAGUGAUGUUCGACAGCAGCGCGAUCUGCUUAUACAUCCUCCAGCUCUUUGACAAAGACAGGAAAUUCGCACCGCUAGACCAGCCCGAGUUUGCGUCGCUGUUCUACCAGCUUGCUUUCUACUGCUCCGGGACCAUCGAUAACCUGACGGCCACAUCUUCGCCCAUCCAGAUGGUCCUUGAAUGCAAAACCCCUGGCGAUGAGGAGAAGGCAGUUGAGCUGAACCACCAGGCUUGGAUCCAGCAAUGUGGACCCAUUCUACUCUCCCUCCUCGGCGACAAGAAGUUCAUGUUCGGCCAG
Messenger RNA from Symbiodinium necroappetens, 519 nucleotides. NCBI's taxonomy places the organism in Eukaryota, Dinophyceae, Suessiales, Symbiodiniaceae. The record is from the annotation of a GenBank genome assembly.